AUGUCAACCGAAGAAUUUGACAGUGACAUGGAGUACUCGGACUCCGACUGUGGUGACAAUGGUUACGAGGACUACUACAACAACCAGCACUGGGGCAGUGAAACUGACAACGACUUUGACAGUGAUCACAAUAAAAAGGACCCAGAGUACGCUAUACACGAUUGUCUGAGAGUUGAGGAAGUAGAGCGGCUGCUGAACGAGAAUGUAGAGGUGCUAAGCACCAAUUUGCACAUAACUCCAUCGCUGGCUAAAGUUUUGCUCCACACGCACAACUGGGCUCUGCAGGACGUGUUAGCUAAGUAUCGUACGAAUGCUUCCAGUUUGUUAGUUAAUUCCAAAAUAAAGUCACCCCAUCCUCCGGAUCCAGCUUCUGCUAUGAAAGCCCAAAAGGGUGGCCAGUGUUCUGUGUGUAUAACUAAUUAUCCGCCGGAAAAAUUUGCAACUCUGACGUGUGGCCACGCUUUUUGCAAAGACUGCUGGUGUAUGCAUUUUGAAGUGCAAAUUUUCCAAGGAAUUUCUACUGGUAUUGAAUGUAUGGCACAAGGAUGUGGCGUAUUAGUACCAGAAGAUUUUGUUCUUUCACUACUGACAAAACCUAAUAUGAGAGACAGAUAUCAAAGUUUUGCAUUUCGUGAUUAUGUAAAAACACAUCCUCAAUUACGUUUUUGUCCGGGACCCAAUUGUCAGAUAGUUAUGAAGUCUAAAGAACGUCGAGCUAAAAGAGUUAUCUGCUUAUCAUGUAAAACUAUUUUUUGUUUCUGUUGUGGAAUGGACUAUCAUGCUCCAACAGACUGUAAGACAAUAAAAAUGUGGUUGACUAAAUGCGCCGAUGAUUCUGAGACAGCAAACUAUAUUAGCGCGCAUACCAAAGACUGUCCUAAAUGUCACAUUUGUAUAGAGAAAAAUGGGGGUUGUAAUCACAUGCAGUGCUACAAUUGUAAGCAUGAAUUCUGCUGGAUGUGCCUUGGAGAUUGGAAGACUCACGGUAGCGAGUAUUAUGAAUGCUCGAGAUACAAAGACAAUCCAAAUAUUGCGCAUGAAAGCUCUCAUGUCCAAGCAAGAGAGGCACUGAAAAAAUAUUUACAUUAUUACGAGCGAUGGGAAAAUCAUAGCAAGUCUCUAAAACUUGAAGAACAAACGUUAGAAAAUAUAAAAUCAAGAAUAAAUAAAAAAGUUAUGAAUGCCAGUGGUACUUGGAUUGAUUGGCAGCAUUUAUUUGGCGCGGCUUCAUUGUUAGCCCGUUGUCGCUACACUUUACAGUACACAUAUCCAUAUGCGUAUUAUAUGGAACCUGGACCGCGUAAACAACUGUUUGAGUACCAACAAGCACAGUUGGAAGCUGAAAUCGAGAACUUGUCAUGGAAAAUAGAACGAGCUGAAACCACAGACCGUGGUGAUUUAGAAAAUCAGAUGGACAUUGCUGAGAAACGUCGUGUUACUCUUCUGAAAGAUUUUCUAGAUGAUGCAGUUGAUUACAAUAACAAGUAUUAUCAAGAGGAUCAAAGAGCUUGA
Messenger RNA from Cotesia congregata, 1512 nucleotides. The record is from the annotation of a GenBank genome assembly. NCBI's taxonomy places the organism in Eukaryota, Metazoa, Arthropoda, Insecta, Hymenoptera, Braconidae.